GCUCCGUACAGCGAAGCAGCUGCUGCUCUAUCAGCAGAGUAACUUUAUUUAAACCUGACCAAAAGUUUCAGCUGCUGAACUUCACCGAUGAGUUAAAAGUCAGAGAGCAGAUUUCAAAGCUGCAGCCUGAGGAAGCAGCGGACAGAAGACGAGAGCUGCAGCGGCUGAAAUCAAAAGUGAAAGUGAAGAAUUCAUCCUGAUAAACUGUGAGUUGAACUGGAGCUGCACCUUGAUGAUGUUUGGAAUCAUCCUGUUUGGAUUCUUCAUGAAGAGCAUCAGUGCUGACGGGGUUGCAGAUGUGGUCCUCUCCUGUGAUCUGGUGGAGGAGGGAGUCGGACUGGGAGGAAUGGGAGGAGGAGCUCUCUUCAGUCGGACUCCAGCGACUCUGGUGCUCAAAGACGUUCCAGUCGGUUCUGAUGAAUCUCUGGAGACUCUGACUCCAUUUGUUCCGCCCUCCGUCCCUGAUCCAGAGCUCCUCCUGUUCGAAGUUAAAGUUUCAUCUCCUGAGAUCCCGAAGGCCGACGUGCUGCUUCAUGCCGACUGCAACCAGCAGGAGGUUCUGUGUGAAAUCAGCCAGUAUUCUCCUCGAGGGCUGCCGGACUCCACAGGGUUCUUCAUGGUGUCGCUCAGCGUGGACGGGGUGGACUUCAGCACCUCGUUGAUCCUGCAGACGUUACCUGUGGAGCAGAACUCGUCCACCCUGGUCCAGAGCAAACUGGGUUUACCUCUGAGCGGGUCGGGAACGCUGCUGACUGAAGUGAUCUUCCUGGUGUUUUCCCACAUCAAGUCGGUGUCGGCUCCUCUGAAGGCCGACGUUCUGCUAAACUGUGGCUUCAGGCAGCAGGAGGUUCCGUUGGAUCAGGAGGUGGGAGUCGAAUGGAGGCUGCAGCACCGAGGAAAAGGACAGAAGGUUCUGGAGAUGAAGACGAAGCUGGACGGCAGCGAGGGGAGCCCAGUAGUGCUGGGACAGAGGAAAGGUUCCAGCCUGGACGCCGCUCUGCUGCUGCAUGAAGGAGACGCCUCCAUGGCGCUGUCCAGGCUGCAGGUGGAGGACGAGGGAACCUACAUCUGCACCAUCAGCGUGGGCAACUUCCAUGCCCAGCAGGUGGUGCAGCUGCUCAUCAGCCAAGCGCCUCAGGUUUCGCUCUCGGAGGGGAAGAAAGAUUCUAAUUCUGCUCAGACAUUGAGCUGCCACUGCAGUAAUUAUUAUCCUCUGGAUGUCCAGAUGGAGUGGUUUGCACUUCCUCCGACAGCCUCAGAACCUGAACCCUUCAUUGACCAGGGUUCUCUGUCUAGCCAUCGACAGCACGGCGACGGAACGUUCUCCCUGUCCUCCCACCUGUCCGUCCCUCCUACGGUUCCCGCGGGAACAAAGAUCACCUGCAGAGUGUCCCACCUGACUCUGGACACUCCGCUGCAGGUGACCACGGAGGUGAAAAGUCCUGAACCAGACUCCUAUUGGUGGGUUCUGGGCUUCCUGGUCAUCACGGCGCUGUUCCUCUAUCAGAUGAUCUGAUCGAUCACCUGAGCUCAUCCUGAAGGCAAUCGUGGCCCACCCAGGUUUCUUUGUGUCAUUUUAACACCGUGGCUUCACUGAAUGAACACAAACUGCUACGUCGCUGUUUUUCAACCAGAAUCAAUUCACAACAGUGUGUGAGACAAUAUCUGACAUCGACCCAAACAUCAUCAGCUCUGAUCAGUCUGCACAUGAUCAGUGACGCCGUGGUGUUUGAGGUGUUCCAUUAGAUUCUUUGACGUUCUGCUGAAGUGCAGAACAAGCAGGGGAAAAUUCUGUGACUUUAUUUUCUGAUUCAGCUCUUUAAUUUAUUAGAUCUUUUCAUGUGGUGUUGGUUUUUGAUUUUAUUUUUUAUGCAGAAUGUUCUACAGGCCAGUUCAUGGUUAAACUAUAUUAAAAUAUUACUGGGUCAUUCCAGAACUAGAGGACAUUUGGGCUUCAAAAUGUUUGAAAAAUAAACCUUCUCAGACAAAAAAUGACAAAGACAAGACAGAAAAUGAAAAAAAAGUACAAAACGACACGAACUAGACACAAAACGACAAAAACUAGACAAAAAUGAGACAUAAAAUGACAAAAAUGAGACAGAAAAUGUCCUUCAGUUCCGGAAUGACCCUACUGUAAACUAAAGUUUGGUCAACCGUUCUGGUUCUUCAGAUCCAGCACUGAUUAAUUGUAAUCAAAGAGACCAACAGCUUAUUUUUGGAGCCGAUAUGAAUCUUGUCAGAAAAUCUUGUCGACAAAAUGUAGAAUAACGUGAACUCCAACACAACUGAAUGGAAAUGCUUCUGUUUACCAGGAAUCGGUUUAAAAAAUCUUAGAGAUCAUUGGUACAUUUUAUUGUUUUACAUCUGGAUACGGAUUAAAGGUUUCUCUUUUGUAAAAUACAA
Messenger RNA from Acanthochromis polyacanthus (spiny chromis), 2403 nucleotides. Its product is annotated as tapasin-related protein. The record is from RefSeq and is a predicted model, not a curated record. Gene Ontology annotation, biological process: antigen processing and presentation of endogenous peptide antigen via MHC class I. The transcript is spliced from 8 exons. Bases 233 to 1516 code for a protein of 427 amino acids. Lineage: Eukaryota; Metazoa; Chordata; Actinopteri; Pomacentridae. Gene Ontology annotation, cellular component: membrane.